Messenger RNA from Alternaria alternata, 3181 nucleotides. Its product is annotated as SAE2-domain-containing protein. NCBI's taxonomy places the organism in Eukaryota, Fungi, Ascomycota, Dothideomycetes, Pleosporales, Pleosporaceae. Bases 288 to 2801 code for a protein of 837 amino acids. The transcript has 3 exons. The record is from RefSeq and is a predicted model, not a curated record. Gene Ontology annotation, biological process: DNA repair.
UCAGGAGCCGCUGUACUUUGGCUGUAUGUUCGCCAUCAUCUUCCCCAUCGCGCGCGCGCUUCAUAGUACCUAGCGAAGGGCUGCCGUCUCGGCGGCGAAUGCGCCUCGGGACAUCAUGUCUUAUCGUUAUCGCUCAAUGUCCGAGCGUCAGCCCGUGACUUCGCGUUCCACUAGCGCGUGACUUUCGCCAUUGCCGCCUAACACUACAAUCACUGCCACGACCCAUCCCAACAUCGAAUCGCUCCUUGCCGCAUCUCUCAUUUGAUGCAUCGUCGGCCUGAUCAGACAUGGCAGACUUUUCAGCCUGGGUAGAGCAGAAUAAAGGGCUCUGGACACGCGUGUACGAUGAGGUCAUUCAACCUGAUCUGGAGAAAGAGUGGAAGAAGAGGGAAGACAAUCAUAAGAAGGAGUUAGAGCAGAAGGAAGAGAACCAGCAGAUACUAUUCGAACAUCUAAACGAUGAGAUUUUGAAAACUGCCCAUCUUGUCAAGGAGAAUGCGCAACUCAAGGAACAGCUCGAAUCUGCCGGUCAGACCUACCAGGAUGCUUCUAGGAUUGGCGCCUCAGGUGCGUCCGAGGAAGAGUAUCGCCACCUCGUCGCCGAGAAUGAACAGUUGAAGCAACAACUCAAGGCGCUUGAAGACACAGCUACUCUGUCGCCAGACCAUGAGACUUCCAAGGAAGUAAGAACGAACGCCUCCGAAGAAGAGCAUCAUGACCUUGCCGAGCGAUUUAGCGAAUUGACCAAAAAGUACCGUGAUAUGUCUCAUAAAAUCAAGUACCUAGAGAGGAAGAACGCUACUGUCAUGCAGAAGAACAAGGAUAUGAAAGAAAACGUGCGCGCAUGGCAAGAGUACGCGGAUAGACAAUUUGGAAAGCAAAAGGCAAAGAGUGAGGCUAGAGAGGAUGGCAAGUCUAACGUGGCUGCUGUUCACCUUCUUCCUGAGGACCGACCUCACAUGCCCUCCAGUCCAGGCUCUGCAGCCACUAUCCGCACGCCUGGAUCAUUCGUCAACCCGGAUCGCUCUUCUCCUGCUGCUUCGACUUUGUUUCCGCGUUCAGUCGUGGGAACGACAAAUCGGUUGGCCUCCUCGACGACGGCUGGUGGAGAAGAUGCCCAGAGUCCGACCACGACCAUCACUCCAAAGGCUAGCAUUCGGCUGGAAGAUGCCCAGCAACAUCAGCAUCAACAUGACGAUGGCACCGGCCUCGGUGUCUCAUCACACAUUCAGCGCAUAAUAUCUGACCACGAAGGCCACCGUUCAGCGAUCCCAAGCUCUAGUCAGACAACCGUAGAUGAACCCGAACAGUCAAGAAGCAUAUUCGAACCGGCCGUGGACGCAGAUGAUGACGACGUUCCCCAGUUCGUUUCUGAGCGAUCGCUAAAACGAAAACGAGAGCAGCCAUCAAAAUCAAGGUUCGAGAUAUACGCAGAUCACUCCUCAGAUGGCACGCCGGUAAAGCCUCAUCGAGUGAAGGAAGAGCCGCAGAGUAGUCCACCAGUUUCCAUUUCGAUGGUGGCUCGGACUGAGACGAUGGAUCUUGACGAUCCUGCGCCCCAUGGACUCAAAACGCCGCGCCAACCUCGAACGCGACUCUUAUAUGACGAUGAUGCUGCAAAAACACCUCGUCAGCAUAGGCCCGACAGCGCACCGCUAACGCAGGCCAUCAAGAAUGAGAACCUGGAUAAUACUGAUCUGCUUGGUCUCUACUGUGAGACGGAUGAUCCUCAAGUUGUUAGAGGCAUCCAACCAAGGGCUAUCAGUGAGCCGGUUGAACCAACUCAAGUAGAGGAUGCCGCGUUGAGGUCUCUUGAUCCUAACGUAGUGAGCAGUGCUUCGGAGGAACCUCCAAACAAGCGCUCAAGACAAGCCCAAGCGUAUCAUCAAGCCAAACAUAACUUUUUGGCAGAGUCGGACGAAUCACCGCCUCCGAUGAACCAUGAUUCGCCGAGAUUGCCACCUAGCACAGCUCGAGCGCAGAUGAAUCAGAGACUACAAGCAUUGAAGAACCUCCAGACACCAGACAAGACUUCACCGAAGACACCCAAGUCAGGAUCGGUGAAAAUCAAGACUGAGCAAGUGGCAACCCCACCCGCAAGCUCGUCACGGCCCACCUAUACACCCUCCAGCAGUAGAAGAUCACGUAACUCAAAGUCGAAAACGCGCACGACGCCUCGCGAAGAUCUGACGCCAGAAGGUCCUUUAUGGACUAUGAGAGCUCCUGAGACGCGUACCAGUGCACGAAGGAACCGCGUACCGCCACCAAAAGAGAAAGAGCAAUGUCUCCGCGAUAAACCAGUGAGUGCGCUUAGCGUCAAGGACUUCAAGCCAAACCCAGAAUACAACCAAGGCUACAGCUACGCAUUCUCAGAGACUGUACGCAAGCGAGGCGAUCGCAUGUGCCUCCCUGGCUGCACCAACCCGCAAUGCUGUGGCUCCACCUUCCGAACUUUUGCCCAAGUCCAAGCACCGCUUAGCUCGUCGCAAGAGGAGGAACUGCUCGAGGAUUACCUCGGCGAUGCAUACAGCACCAUGCAGCUUACGCAGAUGUCGUCUGAAGAACGACAAGAGCUUGUCCUGCAAGCCCGGACCAAAAAAUUGGCCAAGGAGUCGGGCAAGCAUCGUGAGGCGUAUGAGCGACGAAGAACACCGCCGGGCUUCUGGAGAGUCGACUUCCCGACCACGCAGGAACAGCAGGAGGAUAGGGAGCGUGCCAUGGAGCAGGAUAAAGCAAUUGUGCAAGAGCGCUGGUUGGAAGCGCAUAGAAGGGGUGGGAAGUGGAUCUUUAGAGAUGAAUAGGUUGGGGGGCCUGAGGUGCUUUCUUCGCGCGUCACGAGAUAUGUUGCUUCACGUUCGAUAACAAUCAUAGGUACUACCACGUACCAUGGUGUUAUUCAUAUUUGUUUUUUGUACGUGGGGCUAUCGAGGUCUUUCCUUGUCCAAUCUGCUUACACAACAAAAUCUCUUCUCUACGCAUCUUCCCUCCCGAGGAAAAGACAUCUGCGGUAUGCGUGACGAGUGGAGAGCCCGGGUGUUGGAAUUGUUGUUGGAAAACACGAUGGAUCAUCACAAGGGUUCUAUUAGCGUACACUAGACAGUGACGAGUGUUGUUUGUACGGGACGCUGUGCUGUAUCUUCCGAGGUAUACUUGGGUGCCAACAUAUCGAUUGGAUUGUUCC